Cordyceps militaris CM01 is the source of this 1239-nucleotide messenger RNA. Its product is annotated as beta-Ig-H3/Fasciclin. The transcript has 3 exons. NCBI's taxonomy places the organism in Eukaryota, Fungi, Ascomycota, Sordariomycetes, Hypocreales, Cordycipitaceae. The coding region runs from base 1 to 1239 and encodes 412 amino acids. The record is from RefSeq and is a predicted model, not a curated record.
AUGCUUCGAUUUGUUGGUUGGCCAUUGGCCUUGUUGGCCGCGACAACGCUGGCCGUCUCUUCCAAUGACUUGGGUGCUGUCCUCCAAAGACAGCAAAACCUCACGAUAUUCUACGACCUGAUCAAAAAUAACUCGGAUGUGCUCUUGCAACUCCCCAGCUCCAACGGCGUCACCAUUUGCGCGCCGUCGGACAAGGCCUUUCAAAACAUCCCCUACACGUCGCUCAACGGCGUCUGGGACCCCGACGACAAGGCCAAGACGACGGCCUUUUUGCAGUACCACGUCAUCCGGGGCAGCAUCACCAUCGGGGAGCUCGAGACGGGGCCGACCUACCUCGAGCCGACGCUCCUGACGGCGCCCGCCUACGCCAACGUCACCGGCGGCCAGCACGUGCUGCUCACGCGGCAGCCCGGCGACGCCGCCGUGCUGACCAGCAGCCUCGGCACCCGCUGCACCGUCGUCGCCCGCGACAUUGCCUUUGAGGGCGGCCGCAUCCAGGUCAUCGACAACCUGCUGAUCCCGCCCGCCCCGCUGCGCGCCACCGCCGAGGCCUUCCAGGCCCAGGCCUUUGUCGCCGCCCUCUACGCCGCCCGCCUCAUGCCCGCCGUCGACGAGCGGCCCAACGUCACCGUGUUUGCGCCGCGCGACGCCGCCAUGGCCCUCGUCGGCGGGUCGCUGCAGAAAUUGGCCGCCGCCGGUGGUGAUGGUGGCGUGGCCGCGCUCGCCCGCGUCAUGGGCUACCACGUCGUGCCCGGCCGCAUCCUCUCCUCGGCCGACCUGACCAACGGCAGCGUGCUGCUGACGACCGCGAGUCCUUCAGGCGGUGAGACGGCUGCCAACAGCAGCAGCAGCCCGGGCCUGACGGUGCGCCAGGCCGGCAACAGCAAGUACGUCAACGCGGCGCAGAUUGUGCAGCCCGACAUCCUCAUCGCCAACGGCAUCAUGCACCUCAUCGCCGACGUCCUCAACCCCGACGCCCCGGCCGCCGCGCCCGACCCCAGCCUCGCCACCCAGGCGCCCGCCUUCCCCGUCAGUGUCGUCAGCAACCCCUUUGCGUCGGCGCUGCCCUGCACCACCGACUGCCCGACCAGCACGAGCAGCGCUGCCGCGUCCCCCACCACGACCACCACGUCCGCCGCCGGCAAGUCCACGUCGAGCAAGAACGCCGGCAUCCCGGCGCCGACUGCCCGCGCGGCCGUGGCGGCCCUGGGUGUCCUCGGUGCUGGCUUGUUGCUGUAG